AUGAAGACAACUCCAGAUCUCGGUGGCCUGAAAUGGAUUCGCACCAUGUGGGGGCUAGAGCCUCGGUGGUCGGUUGAACUCGACGAAGACGCGAUUAAAGAGACUGUUCAGGCGGCGCUCCAUCUCACCGGAAUAUUUGAUAUCGAAUUUUUAGCAAAGGGGGUAUUCAACAGGCUUUACACCUUAAAAUCUGCCGACAAGGAGCUGGUUGCCAGGGUUACUUUACCUAUCGACCCCAAAUGGAAAACCCUAAGCGAGGUUGCAACGAUGCAAUGGGUAACCCAGAACACAUCACUUCCGGUGCCUCGCGUUCUAGCCUAUAACGCCGUCAGAUCAAAUCCUAUCGGGUUUGAAUGGAUCGUGAUGGACAAGGUCCCAGGCAAGCCGUGGGCAGAUAUUUGGCAAUCGAUCUCAUUUGGCGCAAAGACCAAGAUUGUCUGCCAAGUUGCUCUGUUUUGCUCAAACACCUUCCAAAAGCAAAUGACAGGUAUCGGCAGCUUAUUCAAACACACGGACGAACUCAAAUUUACAUCAACUCAGCUUAAUAAGACUUGGUCUCCAUCAGCAAGUCUUCUGGAAGAGUCUAGUCCUCUAGACUCUUCCCACGAUCGAGAACCUGAUGAUAUAGAAUCAUGUACAUCCUCAACUUUCCAUCUUGGGAGAACGGUUUCCACGUCUUUCAUCACCCGGGCAACUCACGCUAACGUAUCCUAUGGUCCGUUUGCUACUGGUCGAGAUUGGUUGUGUGCAAGACUAGAUGUUGCGGAGCGCGAUUGUCGCCAUCGUUUGGCCAUCGUGAAGCGUUGUGCUUUGAAGACCGAAAAUGAACAGCAAGAACAACCUAAGCAUAUGCAAACUGUAACGAAAACAAUUCGAGAAGAUCACAAUGACGAAAAUACAGAUAGAGAGAGCGACCAGCCUGAACAAAUCAACCAAGGUUGUGUUGAGGAUGAUAUAGACGAAGUUGCCAAAUGUUUUCAGGUUUCUAUUGAUCAAGGCUCUCUCAGCAUCAUCGAGGGCCAAGUAAUCGCCGAGGAUGAAGACCCAGAGCUUGGUAGUGAAAGUGAUAAGGACGAAGACGACGAAGAAGAAGAUCUAGAGGACCUCGAAAAUUCUCUUCUCAUUAUCGCAAAACUGCGAAACCAGCUUGACAACUUUUUCCCCAAGGCUCAGCCUGACUCAAGUCCCGAACCCUCCAUGAUUUUCCACGACGACUUGAGUCGACAUAACAUCCUUAUCGACGAGAAUGGCCUCCUUUCUGCUGUUGUGGACUGGGAAUGUGUUUCUACGUUACCAUUGUCAAUAGCCUGCCAGUAUCCUUCGUUUCUUCAAGGGCACACACUUGAUACUGAGCCGAUUAAGAGCAAAUACCAACACGAUGAAGAUGGAGAAGUUACGGAGCUUUACUGGGAACACCUUGAGAACUAUGAGUUGACACAGUUACGGCGCGUCUUUUUGGAGGAAAUGCAAAAGUUACAACCGGGAUGGGUCAAAGUCUUUUACUCCAGCAAGCGGCAGAGGGAUUAUGUUCUCGCCCUUGAGGCAUUUGAUGACCUUUUCAUGAUUCGCAGAAUUCUGAGUUGGCUUGAGGAUGUGGAGUCGGAGAAAUCUGUCUUUCCAGGGCUAGAGGAUCGGAUAGACGCAGGCACACUCUGA
This is a messenger RNA of Colletotrichum truncatum, 1656 nucleotides long. RefSeq lists its product as uncharacterized. Lineage: Eukaryota; Fungi; Ascomycota; Sordariomycetes; Glomerellales; Glomerellaceae. The record is from RefSeq and is a predicted model, not a curated record.